CGAAAUUACGAUGGAUAUUUGAUGCCUUGAAAUUCAGAUAUUUGCUACUAAAAGAAGAUUACUACGAUUCUAUCAAGAUCAUAAUCAAUACAAAAAUGUUAAAAUAAUAAUGAUAAGGAAUAUUCUCUUGUUUUAAUACUUCUUGAUAUCGAACAGAUAAUCAGAAAAUAAUUUGAUAAACCUUAUAAAAAGUGUGGCUGUAGUGGUCUUAUUUAGGAAAAUUGAUAAUACUUGUGUGUGAAAAUUCCAUAUUUUUGGUAGACGUUGUACAGAUUUUUCAUUUGUUUGUAGUGAGAAAGUGGUAAUCAACUGGAAAAAAAUCAACACUCAAAGAUAAGGAGGUAUGGAAAAUACAAAACUGUUAUUUACAAGAUUUACACUGACACAUGCCGUGCCGCUGCGAUUGGGAUAAAUUAAUUACUUGUACAUUACACAUUUUUUUGUUGAUAUACUCCUUCGUUUCCAUAGCCUUAGGUUCUACAAUUCUCGACGACGAAAGCCAAGGCAUUCCAAGAGUUACAACUGUUUCAAUAGGCGCUUUCGCUGUAAGCCUUGGUGUUUUAGCUCUGAUCAAUGUUCUUUGCUGCAUUUAUACAUUACGAACUUAUUAUGUUUCUCUUGUCCCCAUUAUCAUUCUACAAAUUGUCUUAGGUGGCAUAGCUUCGGCGGUUGCUUCUAAUAACGAUAGUCAGAUAUAUACGGUUGUCAAAAAAGUGUUUGACGAUUACGUCCACAAUCAGCAAAACGAGUACAACAAAGAAAAAGUUGAUACUAUUCAGCAAUAUUUUCACUGUUGUGGAGUUCAAGGUCCACAGUACUGGAGUUCUGCUGGUUUAGAGUAUCCUGAUAGUUGCUAUAGUCAUGUUAACAACGAUUUAUACUUCGAGGGAUGCGUAUCUAAGUUUCAAGAAAGCGUUACAGGAAAAUUCCGAGCCGUGGGUGGAAUAUCAAUUGCAUUUGCACUAACAGAGGCUUUUGGCACCAUUUCGUUAUGGAUUUUGGGCAACAGAAACUCCGAAGAAUCACAGAGGUUACUUGAUUAACCCUAAAUUAUGCCACAUUUUGUUAAUAAACGAUGUUACUUAAUACCUAUAAUAAAAGAUGCCCUGUUUAGGGAAAUCAUAAAA
This is a messenger RNA of Zophobas morio, 1127 nucleotides long. RefSeq names its product CD151 antigen-like. Gene Ontology annotation, cellular component: plasma membrane. The coding region runs from base 387 to 1043 and encodes 218 amino acids. Lineage: Eukaryota; Metazoa; Arthropoda; Insecta; Coleoptera; Tenebrionidae. The record is from RefSeq and is a predicted model, not a curated record. The transcript has 6 exons.